Elaeis guineensis (African oil palm) is the source of this 1782-nucleotide messenger RNA. Its product is annotated as E3 ubiquitin-protein ligase At4g11680. Gene Ontology annotation, cellular component: plant-type vacuole. Gene Ontology annotation, biological process: protein ubiquitination; ubiquitin-dependent protein catabolic process. NCBI's taxonomy places the organism in Eukaryota, Viridiplantae, Streptophyta, Magnoliopsida, Arecales, Arecaceae. The record is from RefSeq and is a predicted model, not a curated record. Gene Ontology annotation, molecular function: ubiquitin protein ligase activity.
AAGACCAAUAAGACGAGAAACCGAACCCUCGUAACCGCGGUGAACCGCCCCUAGAAUUCCAAACAUUUUAACCCCGAAGAAAACACCGAAAUUCAAUUAUUGGUUUUAAAAAAAAAACGUGAAGCGCUCGCCGAUCCCAGACCUAGUUUUCUUCUCCAGCAAUUCCCACUUCUCCUCUCCGAUCGUGAAUUUUUGAGGGUUCUUCUCCGGUUGAUUCGGGCUUGGAUUGAGAUCGAUUUGGUAACAAAUUGCUUUCUUGGAUCUCUGUUGAUGUCGUCGACGAGAUCGUUGAAUCCGAUUGGGGGCGCCACCAUCGACCCGGCCCCGCUCCUCGGCACCCGCAGCGGCGGCGGGGACGACAGGGGGCGGCGGAAUGGGAGGCGUCCGAGCCUGCGGGGGGCCGCGCGGUUCCUUCGGCGGGCGAGCAGCCGGCGGAUGAUGCGGGAGCCGUCGAUGCUGGUGCGGGAGGCGGCGGCGGAGCAGCUGGAGGAGCGGCAGAGAGACUGGGCCUACUCGAGGCCCGUCGUCUUCCUUGAUAUCCUCUGGAACCUGGCGUUCGUGGCGGCGGCGGCGGGGGUUCUGGUGCUGAGCCGGCAGGAGAGGCCAUCGAUGCCGCUGAGGCUGUGGAUCGGAGGGUAUGCGCUGCAGUGCGUGCUGCAUGUGGUUUGUGUGUGCAUUGAGUACCGGCGGAGGCAUCCGUCGCAGCGGGAGGAGGGUUCGGAGGAUGGAGGGAUUGGGGGUCGGGGGAGUUCGGGGCCGAGCUCGCCGAGGGAGGUGGAGGAAGGUGGUGGUUAUGACGCUGAGCAAGGGCAGGAUGAGGAGGGGACCAGCAUUAUAAAACAUCUGGAGUCUGCAAACACGAUAUUUUCAUUCAUUUGGUGGAUUAUUGGAUUCUAUUGGGUAUCUGCUGGAGGCCAAGCCUUGACGAGUGAUGCACCACAACUUUACUGGCUUUGCAUUGUUUUUCUGGCAUUUGAUGUGUUCUUUGUCGUUUUUUGUGUUGCCCUCGCGUGUGUUAUUGGCAUUGCUGUUUGCUGCUGCCUACCAUGUAUCAUUGCAAUUUUAUAUGCUGUGGGAGAUCAGCAGGAGGGAGCAUCUGAUGAAGACAUCCGCCAACUUCCGAAAUACAAAUUCCGAAGAAUUGGUGAUCCUGAAAAAAUUGGUGGUGACAUAUCAAGGCCAUCUGGUGGAAUAAUGACCGAGUGUGGCAGUGAUCCACCCAUUGAGAAUGUUCUUUCAGCAGAGGAUGUGGAAUGUUGCAUCUGCCUCUCUUCCUAUGAAGAUGGGGUGGAGCUGCGGGAACUUCCUUGCAGCCAUCAUUUCCAUUGUACCUGCAUAGAUAAAUGGCUAUACAUCAAUGCAACCUGCCCCCUCUGCAAGUUUAAUAUUAUAAAGAGCAGCAACCAUGGAAGGGAGGAGGUCUAAAUGGUGCUCCAGGAACUCCAGCUUCCAUCAACUUGUUCCGGUACUCCUGAGAUGCUGUGAUUGCCUAUUCAGGAAAUGAAUGCCAUCCAGUCUAUUUGCAUGAAAUGUCUAUAAUAGUCACCUGGGAAGUGGAAAUGCAAUUUUAAGUUUGUAGUUCUCUGUCAAAUAAUAUGUUUUUCUGAUAGAAUAUUGUUAUACAGAUUGUUGAGAAGAAAACCACGCAAUAGGAUAAGGAUAGAUUAUUUGGGGACAAAAGUAUGAAAAUGUAUUGCUAACUUAGAAUAAAAUUGUUGUAGCUAUCUUUGUUGAAAUUACAAUACGGUAUCUAUGAAAUCAGGUGUGGAUUCUUUGAUUGAA